This is a messenger RNA of Aricia agestis (brown argus), 503 nucleotides long. Its product is annotated as early nodulin-75-like. Lineage: Eukaryota; Metazoa; Arthropoda; Insecta; Lepidoptera; Lycaenidae. The transcript has 2 exons. Bases 75 to 383 code for a protein of 102 amino acids. The record is from RefSeq and is a predicted model, not a curated record.
UUGCCGUGUUCAAGAUAUAUCGACACACUGCUUUUACUGUAUUAUUUUGUGCGUUACUUUUAUUGAGUUUUGCCAUGCCACCACCCCACGCGCUACCAUGUGGUCCUGAUUGCGGCCGAGGCUUCUGCCUCCCGCACUGCUACCAUCGCAACAGGCCCCCACUACCACCGCAUCUGUGGCAGCCGCCCCCUCCGCCAUACCUGCCACCGCCCCCGCACUACGGACCACCGCAUCACGGCCCACCACAUCACGGCCCACCACAUCACAGCCCACCACAUCACGGCCCACCCCAUCACGGACCACCGCACCACGGACCACCGCACCACGGCCACCACCACCACCAUCAUCACCACCACCAUAGUCCGGGACCACAGCCGAGAUAAUAGCUGUUGGUUUAGCGGAGGAUAAAGACUACAAUGUGAUAGUUCUGGGAGUAAAAAACAAUAAUUGAGAUUGAGAAUAUUGGGUUACAAGUACUUAAAAAAAUAACCAGUAUUCCUAUU